Cryptomeria japonica (Japanese cedar) is the source of this 3151-nucleotide messenger RNA. RefSeq lists its product as uncharacterized. Gene Ontology annotation, molecular function: protein binding. Gene Ontology annotation, cellular component: Pwp2p-containing subcomplex of 90S preribosome; small-subunit processome. The record is from RefSeq and is a predicted model, not a curated record. The transcript is spliced from 18 exons. The coding region runs from base 205 to 2949 and encodes 914 amino acids. Gene Ontology annotation, biological process: rRNA processing. Lineage: Eukaryota; Viridiplantae; Streptophyta; Pinopsida; Cupressales; Cupressaceae.
UUUAAACCCUAGGAACUAAGGAUGGCGCUAUGACCGUCCGCAGUCAGCAGAAGGUAUAACUAAUACUAACAAAAAUAUAUGGGAAAACAUAUCCACGGACAGGAGUUUUGAAGACAUUCUCUUCCUUCUAGCUUCACUGUAAUCUAAGUGUAAUUCUGAGUCUUUUUUGUUCUGUCCGUUAGGAGAUUUAAUACUUGAAGAAAGAUGGGAAUAUUUGAACCCUUCAGAGCUCUGGGAUAUAUCACGGAUGGUACUCCUUUUGCUGUUCAAAGGCGUGGAAUGGAGACUUUUGUCACUCUCAGCACUGGAAAAGCUUGGCAAAUUUAUAAUUGCGCCAAGCUGAAUCUUGUACUAUCAGGACCUGAAUUGGGGAAAAAGAUUAGAGCACUAGCAUCUUGGCGUGAUUUUACAUUUGCUGCUACUGGACAUGACAUCGUGGUUUUUAAGCGAGCCCAUCAGGUGACUACAUGGAGUGGACAUAAGGCAAAAGUUGCAUUCUUACUUCUAUUUGGAAAACAUGUUUUAAGUCUUGAUUUACAAGGUAGCCUUUUAAUUUGGACUGCUGUUGAACUCGAUCCAAACAAAGCAUUAGUUGGACAAAUACAACUAGGAGAAAAAUUCUAUCCGAGUUGCAUUAUGCAUCCAGACACUUACCUAAACAAGGUCAUUAUUGGGAGUGAAGAAGGGACUUUACAAUUAUGGAAUAUUAAUACUCAGAAAAAACUUUAUGAGUUUAAGGGAUGGGGAUCCUCCAUUCGAUGCUGUGUCUCAUCUCCAGCUUUAGAUGUGGUUGGAAUUGGUUGUGCAGAUGGCAAAAUUCAUGUCCAUAAUUUGCGAUUUGAUGAAGAGGUUGUGACAUUUACACAUACAACUAGAGGAGCAGUUACUGCAUUGGCCUUUAGGACAGAUGGGCAGCCACUUUUAGCAGCUGGAGGUUCUUCGGGUGUAAUAAGUGUAUGGAAUCUUGAAAAGAAAAGGUUGCAGUCAGUAAUAAAGGAUGCUCAUUAUUCAUCCAUUUGCUCUCUUUACUUUUUUGCAAAUGAGCCUGUACUGAUGAGUUCUUCAACUGAUAACUCUAUCAAGAUGUGGAUAUUUGACACCAGUGAUGGAGAAGCACGCCUAUUGAGAUUUAGAAGUGGUCACAGUGCCCCUCCUACAUGUAUAAGGUAUUAUGGUAAAGGGAGGCAUAUUUUAUCUGCUGGGCAAGAUCGUGCUUUUCGAUUUUUCUCUGUUAUACAGGAUCAACAAAGUAAAGAGCUUUCUCAGGGUCAUGUUGCAAAACGAGCCAAGAAACUAAAACUAAAGGAAGAAGAAAUAAAGCUACCUCCAGUUAUCGCCUUUGAUGCAGCUGAAAUUCGUGAAAGAGAUUGGUGCAAUGUUGUUACCUGCCAUUUGGAUGAUUCUUGUGCCUAUACAUGGCGUCUUCAGAACUUUGUAAUUGGUGAACAUAUUUUGAGGCCAUCGUGUGAGGUGCCAAUGGCAGUAAAGGCUUGCAGUAUUAGUACGUGUGGCAAUUUUGCUGUGAUUGGUACAGAGGGAGGGUGGAUAGAGCGAUUUAAUCUCCAAUCAGGUUUCAGUCGAGGCACCUAUAUUGAUAUUGGGGAGGAGGAACCUUGUGGACAUCAUGGAGCAGUAGUGGGUCUUGCCUGUGAAGCUACAAACUCCCUUUUGAUAAGUGGAGGUUACAACGGAGAUAUUAAGGUUUGGGAUUUCAAGGGUCGUGAUCUAAAGUUCAGAUGGGAAGUUGGUGUCCCGUUAGUCAAGAUAGUCUAUCAUGCUGGAAAUGGGCUUCUGGCUACUGCAGCAGAUGAUAUGAUUCUUCGUUUAUUUGAUGUUACGGCAGUGCGAAUUGUGCGCAAAUUUGUUGGGCACAUGGAUCGUGUUACCGAUUUGUGCUUUAGUGAAGAUGGGAAGUGGCUAUUAUCGUCCAGUAUGGAUGGAACUAUAAGAAUUUGGGAUGUAAUUUCAUCAAGGCAACUUGAUGCAAUUCAUCUUGAUGCAGCUCCAACAGCUCUUUCUAUAUCACCAAAUAUGGAUAUGUUGGCAACUACACACGUUGACAGAAAUGGCAUCUAUUUGUGGGCGAACCGUAUGAUGUAUUCAGGUGCUGAAGAUAUUGAAUCUUUCAUUAGUGGGGAGCAAGUUGUGAAGGUUUCUAUGCCAACUGUCUCGUCCAGAAAAGAAUCUGAAGAUACUGAAGAGAACAUGCUUGUUAAAGACCAGGCUAUCAAGAAGCUUGAUAUUUCAAAUAGCCUGUUAGGAAAUUCAUGCUCAGCUCAACUUACACCUGGACUUGUGACUCUUGCAAUGUUACCUAAGACUCAAUGGCAAAGUCUUGUCAAUCUAGACAUCAUAAAGAUGCGAAACAAGCCUAUUGAGCCACCUAAGAAGCCAGAGAAAGCUCCUUUCUUCUUGCAAUCAUUGUCUACACUUACUGGAGAAAGGAUUUUUGUUCAUAACUCUGUAAGUGACAGUGGUGAUCAAAAUGAGGCAGAAAAUGUUAAAAGUGCUGCUCAAGCAAAUAAAAAUGAGGGAUUUUCACCCUUUAUGAAUCUUCUAUAUUCUUGCAUAGAAACUAAAGACUUUGCAUCAGUCACAGAUUACUUGAAGAGCUUAUCUCCCUCGGCAGUGGAUUUGGAAUUGCGCAUGCUUCAAAUUAUUGAUAAUGAGAAUGUAACAGAAACUGAGCAUGCAGUAGAACUGAAAGGGAUUGGGAUGCUGCUAGAUUACUUUGUAAAUGAGGUCUUUUGCAAUAAUAAUUUUGAGUUUGUACAGGCUUUGGUUCGGCUAUUCUUAAAGAUACAUGGUGAAACAAUCCGACGGCAAAUAUUUUUACAAGAGAAGGCAAGGCAGUUGCUUGAGCUCCAAAGUUCUACAUGGCAGAGAUUAGAUACAAGCUUCCAAAGCACAAGAUGUAUGAUUACAUUUCUUAGCAAUUCACAAUUUUGACAAAUUAUUUGUAUUUAAUUCAGUCUACAAUGGGGAAGUUUUAUUCUAUUGUAUCACUGAUGCAUCGAUUCCCUUUUAAUACGGAAAGAUGUUCGUGUAAACACUGUGACCAAGAUUCUACCUUUUUAUCCAUUCAUGUAACCAGUCAGUGUAAUUGAUGGUUGUUUUAAUAAUAUCAAAGAAUCAAGUGCAUGCCUCAUCA